AGCGACAUUAUUAUUGUUAAGCAUGAGCGGAAUUUUAAAUAACCAAGAAACUGUUGAUUGUCCAGCGUGUUGUAGAAAAAUUAAAACAAGUGUGAUUAAUUGGCAUCUAGAUAACUGUUUAGAACCUCAAUCAGAAAAAGAAAUAGAAAAUCCUGCUAAAAGACAAUGUACUGAAUAUUCUCCAGAGACAAAUAAUUUGAGGUUUUCAGGGCCAAAUCGGCUGAGAUUAGAACCUGAGGCUGAGACUCGUGAGAGUGAGACUGAAAUUGAAAAUGAAAAAGUCAGACCACAAGCAACAACCUCUAAACUUUGGUUAAAUCACGCAAACCAAGAUUCAAAAUCCAUCGAAUCAGCAAAAAAGAGCAUAUUAAAAUUUCCUCCUUUAGCAGAUGUUUUGAGACCAUCUUAUUUUGAAGAAUAUGAAGGUCAAGAAAACAUUUUAAGUGAAGGAAGUAUGCUGAGGACUCUCAUUGAAGUGAAUAACAUACCUUCUAUGAUAUUAUGGGGACCUCCAGGUUGUGGAAAGGAUUCUUUACUUCCUCAUGUGGAAAAUGGAACGAUCAUCCUUAUAGGAGCAACAACUGAAAACCCUUCAUUUGUUCUGAACUCGACUCUGUUAUCUAGAUGUAGAGUUGUUGUCUUUCAGAAACUUUCUGAAGGUAAUAUAAUGCAUAUUUUAGCUAGAGCAUUGAAACAUCUUAACAUAGAAGUUUUGGACAAAGAGAAAGAAAAUGCCACCAACUUUAGUAGCUCUUCAGGAUCUACAAUGUGUAUAGAAAAUAAAGCUCUGGAAAUGUUGGCAGCUGUAUGUGAUGGUGAUGCACGUACAGCAUUAAACAGCCUUCAAAUGACUGUAGAAUCUGCUUCUUCCAAUUGUGUUGAAACAAAUAAUUAUGAUUGUCCCCAUGUGAUUAAAGUUGAGCAUAUAAAAGAAGGCUUACAAAGAUCACAUUUACUUUAUGAUCGUAAAGGUGAUCAGCAUUAUGACACAAUAUCAGCAUACAUUAAGUCAAUGCGAGGUUCUGAUGAAAAUGCCUCUCUCUAUUGGCUAGCUCGAUUGCUAGAAGGAGGGGAAGAUCCUCGAUUUAUUGCUCGAAGGUUGAUUAUUUUUGCUAGUGAAGAUGUAGGUAUAGCUGAUUCAAAUGCUCUCAACUUAGCAGUUUCAAUCUUUCAUAGUUGUCAAUUUGUUGGGAUGCCUGAAAGUAGGAUCAUGUUAGCCCACUGUACAGCUUACAUGUCUAGAGCAGCAAAAUCCAGGGAGGUGUACAGUGCUUACUGCAAAGCUGAGGAAUGUGUCCGUGAACAUCAAGGACCUUUGCCUCCUGUACCCAUUUAUUUGAGAAACGCUCCCACGAAGUUGAUGAAAGAGAUGGGAUACGGUAAACGAUGUGGCGAUACACUUCCUUUUUUACCAGAGGGGUUAGAAGGAGUGAAUUUCUUUCAAUAAAAAAACUUAACUUACAUUUGUAUAAAAGAAAGGUUUUGUUCUGUGUAUCUUCUCUAUUAUUAUUCUUUUUUAAUGUAUAUAUGUCACAAAACAGUAGUCCAAUUUAUAUUGAGAACAAUAAAUGUUAUGAAAUUU
Molecule: messenger RNA, 1582 nt
Organism: Limulus polyphemus (Atlantic horseshoe crab)
Lineage: Eukaryota; Metazoa; Arthropoda; Merostomata; Xiphosura; Limulidae
Product: ATPase WRNIP1-like
Exons: 7
Coding region: 23-1447 (474 amino acids)
Biological process (GO): regulation of DNA repair; DNA repair; DNA-templated DNA replication
Cellular component (GO): nucleus
Molecular function (GO): single-stranded DNA helicase activity; DNA binding; enzyme activator activity
Source: RefSeq, a predicted model, not a curated record